Molecule: messenger RNA, 10093 nt
Organism: Anarrhichthys ocellatus (wolf-eel)
Lineage: Eukaryota; Metazoa; Chordata; Actinopteri; Perciformes; Anarhichadidae
Product: mucin-17-like
Exons: 10
Coding region: 283-8061 (2592 amino acids)
Biological process (GO): mitotic sister chromatid cohesion
Cellular component (GO): chromatin; nucleus
Molecular function (GO): protein-lysine-acetyltransferase activity
Source: RefSeq, a predicted model, not a curated record
UUCACGUAUGUCUUGGCUUUGUCUUUUCGCAGACGUUAGUACAGUAAGGACUCUACUCUGUCUGCCCGCCUCCUGCUUCUAUUCACUCGAUCAGCGAGUCUCGUUUCGCUCAUUUGUUGCGAGUUGGCUGCUGCUAGCGUUAGCUCCCAUCACUGUGGACUUCCAGCUAGCGACACUAGCCGCCGCUAGCUAGCUAACUGUCCAUUCCUGACUGUCUGCACAACUCCUGGCGACAAUAAUCUCUGUCCGACUGUCACACUAUCGCUAAUAUACUGAAUGUAGAUGGCGAAUACAAUGCCAGCCCCAAAGAGAGGAUCGUCUCCUCAUGAUUCUCAGCCCAAGAUGAGGAAGUUGGAUGAUGAUGGGGAGGAUCUGCCAUCCAAAACUGCAGCAGCUGCCAAUAAUCGGUCCCUUAAAACAGGAAAUACACGAGAAAACACAGCAGCCCCACGGACUAAGAUAAAACUGUCUACUUCGGCGGAAGGGGGGAAUAAGCCAUCCAAACAGAGUUCCCCUCCAAAAGAUUCCAGCAAAACCUUUUCUGACCCACCUGUCAAAAAAGCCAAGCUCCUGAUAGCCACAAGUGCCUCCUGCGGAGAAGCUCCCGCACAGAAUGCUAACUCUAAAGCUUCCCUGAAGCGAACGGCCUCCACAGAGUCCGAGGAUGAUUUGAGUAGUGACAGUGGUAAGACCGACCUCUUCAGAGAGAGGGAUGACGGCGACAAGGCCCGCUGCAUAAGAAAAUAUUCCAAUCGAGUCAAAGCGAAGCGCAAGGUUGAAGAGUCGGCGUCUGACACACAGGAGACGAGCAGAGGGUCGCCAUCGGCGCCUGGAGACCCUGUUCAGAUGGACCACAAUUAUGGUAGAUUUUCAGAUUCAAGCGUGGGAGAGGAGAAUCAGGAGGAGAAAAAAGAAUCUGACACUGAACAACAGAGACAAGAAAUUUCAGUUAAUGCCACACAAGCAGAGUCUAAGGAAACGUUUGUCUCUAUAGCAGCUAGCACUGGAUUUGAGUGUGCAGCUGAUGAAAGUAACCACGAGGAAUUAAAAGAUCCAGACAGCCAAAAUCUCAUAGAUAAUGACACGGAAGCAUCAUGUAGAGAAAUAUUGGACUCUGUCACUGCAACAGUUGCAGGUUUGCCUUGCAUCACAUUUAAGGUGGGGGAUAAUGAAAAGAUGGACUUUGCCACCCAAAGCCAAAAGGAUGUAGAUAAGGAAUCGCCUGCAACGUCAGUGGAAACACUAUAUUCUAGUACUGGAGAGGCAAAUCCAGGCUGUGAAGUUGAAGUGCAGGUAGAUGAAAGGACAGCUUGUAGAACAGAUGUGAGCGGUGAAACUGAAACAAAGGAGACUACAGAGUUUGUUUCUGAGGAGAUAGAUCAUGAUGUCAAAUGUAGCAAGGAAGGAGAGCAGGAAGUGAUAGAAGCAGCCAGCGUCUCUGCAGACCACUGUGGUGCAGAAGAUAAAGCGUUGUCAAACUCUGCACCAGAAGUGAUCAUGGUAGGAGGCAGUAAUCCAGAAAGUCAGACUGAGGAAAAGCUAACAACAGAGACUCAAACAGACCUCAGUGUCAAAAUUCAAGUUACCUUCAAAGAGGAAUCGAAAUCGGAGGAUCAAGUGAGCCAGGAAGUACCAGGUACAAUUACCAACUCAUGUGACAGUGUGAACAAACUAGUCCGAAGGUCUGAAGAAAAGCUGGAAGAAAGUGAAAGGAGAGGCGUGGAGUUCCUGUUGACUCCGACUGUUGCUGGUCCUGGGUCUUUUGCUGAGCUACAACUGAGCCAAGAGGUGCCGGACAAAACAACUCACAGCCGUACUGAAGUACCGACACCAGAUAGUGAGUUAGUUCCAGAGCUAAAUCAAAGCGAGGUGCUCUCCGAUUGUGUCUCAGAUGGUCCGACUGAUGUGGACAUGCGGACUAAAAUAACACCGGAGGAGAGGUCUGACUCAGCACCUGAAGAAGAUAAACAAAACCAGGGAAACCACAAAGUUGAAGACCACAUGACAGGAACACCUGUCGAAGUCAAAGAAGAUGCAAUGACGAGUAAAGAAGAAGAAAAGGAGAUGAACUUUGAAUGUGCCACUGCAACACCACAGCAGGAGAUUUCUAAUAAUGUGGCUACAGUGGAAAUACAAAGCCAGAAUAACCAGGGUGUCAGUGAACGCGCCACAGACAUAUCUACAGAAUUUAAUGAGCAUCAUGUGUUCAAUUCUAGAAUAAUUGAAAAUGAAGACGAGAACUUUGAAUGUACUAGUAGUGGACCUGAGAGAUGGACUACAGCGGCAUCAGAGAUUUCUAAUCCUGUAUCUACAGUGGAAUUACAAAGCCAGGAGAGACCAGGAGACAGUGAACGCACCACGGACAUGUCCGAUAUAGCACAGAAACAGCCAGUUGCGAAUUGUCAGAACGGCAAAGAUGAAGGCAGGGUCGAUGCUGAAUGUGUUGCUGCUACCGAGAGUCAAAUAGAAGCGACUACAAGGGCAUCAGAGGAGACUAACGUUGCAUCUACAGUGGAAGUAAAAAGUCAGGAGAACAGGGAAUCUACCACACACAUGUCUGCUGAACAUCAUGAGGAUCAUGAGGUUGAAAAUAUGGAAAAAGAAAACAAGUUGAGCUUUGAAUCUGUGACUGUACCAGAGAGUCAAAUCGAAAUGGAAACUCGGGCUACAUUGACAUCAGAGGUUUCAAAUCCAGUUGAAAUAGAGAAAAGCCAAGUAGAAGUGGACAUGCAGGCUACAACAGCAUCAGAGGAGAUAUCUAACACAGCACCUACCGUGGAAAUACAAAUUCAGAAAAGUCAAAAUGAAGUAAAUGUGGAGACUGCAGCAGAAUCAGUGGAUAUUUCUAACAUGGUGCCAACAGUAGAAACACAGUCCCAGAAGAGCCCAGAAGUCAUCGAACCUGCUAUAUUGACUGAACGUCAUGAGGAAGAAAACAAGCUGAGCUUUGUGACUGUGUCAGAGAGUCCAAUGCAAAUGCAGCCUACAUCGACAUCAGAGGUUUCAAAUCCAGCUGCUUCGGUGGAAAUGGAUAAAAGCCAAAUAGAAGUGGACAUGCAGGCUACAACAGCAUCCGAGGAGAUAUCUAACACGGCACCUCCAGUGGAAAUACGAAGUCAGAAAAGUCAAAAUGAAGUGAUUUUAGCGACACCAGUGGAGAUUUCUAACAUGGCGCCUACAGUAGAAACGCAGGCCCAGAGGAGCCAAGAAGUCAUCGAACCUGCAGCUGACAUAUCUGAGAAAGAUCAAGAAGGUCUAAUGAUUCAGACUCCAGAGAGAAAUGAAAACAAGGUUAUCACAGAAAGUGUUAGUGCACCUGAGAAUCAAAGAGAAGUGGAUUUGCAGACAACAGCAACACCAGAGGCGACUUCUCAUCAGACAACUGCAGUAGAAACACAAAACCAGAGAAGUCUGAAGGUCAAUAAACUCACUACAGAUGCUGAAGUACUUCAAGAAUGUAUCGAUGCCAAUUCUGAGAGUGAAGAAAACGCGGAAAAGGUUAUUGCAGAAUGUGCGGAUGCCACUGAGAAUCAAACAGAAAUGGACGCGCAGACAACAGCAACGCCAGAGAAGAGUCCUAAUCCACCACCUCCAGUGGAAACACAAAGCCCUGGGAGCCAGGACAUCAGUGAACUCAACGCAGAAGUUCAAACGGAUCUAGUGAGCAUAAGUUAUGAGCGUAAGGAAAAUAACGACGAGUUUAACGCUGAACGUGUUGAUGUUCCAGAGGUUCAAAUAAAUAUGGAAACUUCUACAACGCCAGAGGAGGUUUCUGAAGCAGCAGAACAGCAAAACCAAGGUACGGAGGACGUCCAUGAUACCGCCGUGGUCUUAUCAAAUGAAACUGACGAGCCUCUUCCUAUGGCUGAAAGUAAGGAUAGUGAAAACAUGCAGAGUGCUGAUGAUAUCCAAGUGGAUAUGGAUGUAAUUAGUGGAUCAAUAGGAGGGGUAGAUUCUGCUUUAGAAGAGGAAACAGGGAGACGAGUGAUUAAUGAGGUUAAAGAAGAGGCUGCAAACAUUUCCUCUGAUAAGGCUGACGGUGAUGUUGUCGCUGUCAGUAAUAUUGAAGGACACGCAGAAGGAGCUGGAAGCAAUGAAGUGAUAGUUUUUGUUUGUGGCCAACCAGACGACGUCGAUAUUGUAAUUCAGGUGUCAGACGAGCAGAUUAAGACGGUUAAUCAGUCAGAGGUUGAGAUUCAUGAAAACCAGAUAGUGUAUGAGCCCAUUAGUAGUCCGGAAAGUAACGAUGAGAGAGAGAUUUCUACAGCAUCGGAGAACCACAACGGUGUGUCUUUACUGGACAUACAGAGCACCCAGCAGAUGGAAGGACAUUCGCCUACUGAUGAAGGAAACCGUUGUAACAAACAACUGGAAAGUGCCAAGCAACCAGUUUGCGUCUCAGACGGCCAAGAAGUUGAAAUGGAAGCACAAACUGUCCGAGUGCCAGAGAGUCGUGUCCCUGCACAGUCGGAGCAGAGUAACAUGAAUGAGGAUGUGAAACAAGUAGCAGAGAUCAGCUCUAGCGAUGACAUCAGCAGGCCAGAUGGCCAGUCAGGAGAUGCCCCAGAAACAAGUGGAAGCAAUGGGUCUCCAGACUGCGUCAGUGCCACAGAGCUUCCUGAGCACGUGCAGGAGGACUCCGGAAUUCAGGAGGUUUCAGACGUCACGGUGACGACGACUACAGCCACCACCACAGUCGAAAUGCCAGAUAGCACAUCUGAGGAGUUUGUGAUCUUAGAACCGAUCCAAGAGGGUGAAAUUCACUUCGAUAUUGUCACUCAAGCAGCGGCCGAAUCGGGUUUGUCAGACUCUCUUUUCGAACAGGUGAAUCCAGACAGUGCUCUGGAAGGUGACACGGAAAAUGAAAUGAUUUUAAAUGGUUCCCAAGAAGCCGUCUUCCCUGAGGCAGAAGUGCAGCAAUGUGAAACAACUGAUGAGAUCAAAGUGACUAAUUCAAGCGAGGUUUUAGAUCAGGGGAGCACGAUUGAGACAGAAAUCGCAACCGAGGAAGGUGUUGAAGUUCCUGAAAAUUCUGAUCAAAGCCAGCAACCCUCAUCCGCCAUGAUGGACAGUAAUACCUCAGAGGUUGAUAUGGCAAACCCUCACGCUCAAGUCACGAAUGAAAGCUGCGGUGCACUGGUGAUGGAGAACGCUGAGGUUAAUUUGGACCUACAAGAAGUGCAGAUUCUGGAGGAUAUCGAGAUCGGUCGUGAGAUCAUAGUAGCAGAGGAGGAGAAUGAUGAUAGUGAAGAUAUUGACAUUACAAUAAUAGAAAAACCCCAGGAAAUACCCGAGGCAGUCCCCCCCAAAGAGCCUGAGAAAACGGUUAAUGAGAAAACUAAAGAUGACACUUGUGGGACCAGCUUGAAGCAAAACAGCACAGCUGAAAAGACUGAAGAUGAUAAAAAGAGACCGGUGGCAGAGAAACCGAAGAAACAAGAAAUGAACACACAGGCCAGAACCAAAGCCCGUCUGGCAGCUCUGGCCGAGCAAAAGGCUGCUGCCUCUAAGAGAACGGCGAACAGACAGCAGCUGAACCUCUUGGCUUUGUGUCAGGAGAUCGCAGAGGACAUUGCUACAGACAGCAUGCUGUUGAAGAGGAUAGAAGAAGAGAAACAAGCGGCAGCAGCAAAAGUGGCAGCAGCAGCCAAGAGCGAAGCCAGCAAGAAGGAAAGUCCACCUGUCAACACACAGGAGGCAGACCCUGUUAUAGUUGCGACUCCUGCUGGACCAGAAGGGAGCUCUGCUUCGGUGACCCCUGCUGAGGCGGCAUCUACAGCCAAGCCAUCGACGGACGUUUCAGCUGAGGCCAAGCCUCCCGCAGUGGCGGCUCCAGAGCCUCCAAAGAGGCGUUUCUUCGUCACACAGAUUUCUGUGCCACUGAAAGCCCACGAGAAAAAGAAGCUAACCAGAUAUCAAAGACUAAGACAGGUUGAACUGCAGAGAGAGAAAAUGUCCUGGGCACGUGUAAAGAAACUUAAAUCUGACCAAGCAAAUCAGAUGUUUUCAGACAUGGAUUGGCAAGUACCCCUGUCUUCAUCCUCUCCAUUCUCAGGGAGUCCUGUGACCACGGCUCCUCCACCUGCAGCAAGUCCAUCAAAAACACCUCUCCCAAGUCCUGCCUCAACUAGCAAGCCUGCAACACCCACGCCAGAAGUCCCCAAGGUUGACCCUCCUAAGCCUGAACCCAGUACGGCUGAGCCCACUAAAACGGAAACUUCCAAAAGUGAACCCACUAAACCUGAACCUGACAAAGCGGACGCCUCCAAAACUGGGACUCCGAAUGCUGGAACCCGUAAAUCCACAAGGCAAACUAAGGCUCAAACUGCUAAAGAGACCCCUGCUCCGGCGCCCACCCCAAAAGUGACCAGAUCAGCAGGUAAGAGGACGCUCCCGGCGGUACCCCCGCCCAUGCCCAACGGAGUUAAUGCGCCAAAACAGAAGCCUGUUGAGUACAAGCCAUACAGACCCAGGCCCAAGUAUUCUUUUGAUGACUUUCAACUGGAUGAUGACCCAUUACCAGUAGCUGCAACAAAGCCCGGCCUUCAGUCGAGGCCCGCGCAGCAGACACGACCGAAUGCAGCUCAAUCUAGACCCACGGCUUCAUCACAUCCCGCCCACCAGGCGACACUCAAAGCUCAGACCACGCCUGCUGGACAGAUCUCGGGUCAUUCAAAGCCCGCCGUCGCAGCGUCGCCUCAGUCAAAGCCUGCUGGUUCCACCGCUCCACAGUUACCGCCCGCCGUUGCAACAGCACCCCAGUCAAAGGCCACUGCUACUGCCGCAGCUUCUUCAAAACACGGACCUUCGGUUAAAGCUCAAAUUAAGUCUCCUGUUUCGACGACGCCCCAUUCAAGCGCUGUGUCAGCUGCUCCGGGUCAGUCCAAGCCCGCUGCGUCUGCUUCACCGCAGUUAAAGCCUGUUGGAAGUGGAAGUGCAGCUCAGCUAAUGACGUCUCAGGCUGCGGGUUCAACCACACCUGAGCCCUCUGCUUCUACGGCCGAUGGUGGUUCAACGCCCCAGAAAACCCCAAAUGCACCAUCAUCAGAAGAUGGCAAAUGCAAGGAUACAGCUGAUCCCACCUCUGCCAUCCCCGCUGAAGACGGCUUGAAAGUGUCAGAUGAUGCACUGAAGAGUGAAGAAAAGCCUGCAGUCACUGGCGUUGAUCCUUCUCCGGAGAACAAGACAGAAACGGUCGAUUCAGCCGAGAAGACACCGGAAGAACCUCAAGACAGAGCAGCGGAGCCGCAGGAUGCCAGGACUCCUCUCUCUGAUGCCUGUCUGCAAAAAGAAGUCAAGAAGCUAAAGGAGGCUGACAAAGAUGGCACCCAAACCAUUAUUGAUGCAGGGCAGAAGCACUUUGGAGCAGUGGCCUGCAGCGUGUGUGGGAUGCUCUACUCUGCUGCCAACCCUGAAGAUGAAUCCCAACAUUUACUCUUCCACAACCAGUUCAUCAGCGCUGUCAAAUAUGUGGGAUGGAAAAAAGAGAGGAUACUGGCAGAGUAUCCUGACGGCAAGAUCAUUCUUGUCCUGCCAGAUGAUCCCAAAUAUGCUAUAAAGAAGGUGGAGGAGAUCAGGGAGAUGGUGGACAACGACCUCGGCUUCCAGCAGGUGGAGACCAAGUGUCCCUCUCAGACCAAGACCUUCCUCUUCAUCUCCAACGACAGGAAAGUGGGUGGAUGCCUCAUAGCAGAGCACAUACAAGAGGGAUACAGGGUGAUCGAGGAGCCAACGCCCGAGGGUUCGGAGGGAGAAAAGGUGAUGUUUGAGCGUCAGCGAGCUUGGUGCUGCUCCACAACGGCGGAGCCGGCCAUCUGUGGCAUCAGCCGCAUCUGGGUGGUCAACAUGAUGAGACGCCAGGGCAUCGCCUCCCGCAUGCUCGAGUGCCUCAGGAACAACUUCGUGUACGGUUCAUACCUGAGCAAAGACGAGAUCGCUUUCUCCGACCCCACGCCUGAUGGGAAACUCUUUGCCACGCAUUAUUUUGACACCUCUCAGUUUUUGGUUUAUAACUUUGUGAGUGGAACGCACCCAUCCCAGCCCAACACUGAUGCAGUAUGACAGUCUUCAGGAAAGGUAACCAUGGAUUUGACUGACCAACGGGAGGCGCCAUCUCCAAACGGUGUCUGAUGCUGAAUCUGUAUUUGCAUAACAAUUUUUAAAUAAAAACUGUAAAUUACUCCUUUGGUUUAAAUCUCAGGAUGAAAACAACAAGGUGUUGUUGAAACAUUUUAUUAAUUCACCCUUUAAUCCCUCCCUGAAUAGUAUUUUGAAACAAGAGUAUUUUUCUUUAUACAUUUUUAAGUAAACAAUUGGUUUUAUUCGAAGUAUAGAGUUUACAUGCAUGACCUGACAGCAAUAGAAAACAAAGAGCAUUUCAUUGUUUUUUUGUUUUUAUCCCUGAGAAACAUAAGGUUGCAUUAAAUAAAACGGUUAUUUUAGAGUUUUGUCCUCAUUCAAUUUGAAUGUUUUUUUAACUACAUGAUGUAAACUAUGUGUACAUUGAGUUUUUUUUUCUCAUCUCUUUACAGUUAAAAGUGACGCUGCCUUCGUCUGAGGUUGUGUAAUAAGCAGCAGCGAUAAUAAAGGUCACAACUACACCAUUUCUAUUGGGCGGUUAAAGUUGUCUUCCCCCCCCUCCCCCUCCAUGAUUUCACUGUCAUUUUAUUUUAACGUUUCAAACUGAUCAUCCAAACCAGGAGCGACUCAUUUCAACAAUCUGGUUGAAGAGAUGUGGGUUAGAAAUGUAGCUUGGGCAUUAAUUGUGUGCUCUAAUUUAAUUUUUUUUUUAGAUCACUUCGCCUGAAACGUUGUGUUUUCGAGCUGAGCCAUAAACUAUUCACCGUUUAGCAGGGCAUUGUAGCCGUUACUGUGUGAGUGCUGUCUUAUAAGUUCACUGAGGCUGUCUAUUGCUUUGUUUGUGCCUGAAUGAAUAAUGUGAGACUUAAGAAGUUGAUUUGUUUUCUUAGCCAUGCGGCAUGGCCUUUUUAUUGAGUUAGUAUAGAGUAUCAUCCUCCUAUUCCUUUAGUAACAACAAAUUAAAAUGUGUAUCAAAUUAUCAUGUAGAGUUAUGCAUCCUAUAACGACAUUUAUAAUGGAUGAGCACGGCCUGGAGGCCCAGGUGGUGACUGGUAUUGGAGCGAUGGUAAAUGUCGUCCAGGUUCAGCCUUUACGAUUGCAAACGGGAAUAUUUGCUCAGUGAUCAACGCGAGCGUUCGAGGUGAACCUCUACACCCCUCUCAACACAGAUUUACAGUAUCAUUGUAACCCAUCCCUUAUUUUCUUCUUCCUUGUUCAAGCAGACGCUUUUAGAAAGAUGUGUCGUGUAAGAAAAAUACAUUUGAUUUAUACGAAGCUGUUAUGUAAAUAUUUAUUUAAAUAAUAAACGAUUUAAAACCUUUUUUUCGCUCGGUUCUCUUCUUGGAAGAAACGUGUGAUCUGAGCUUUUACGUACAUUUACUGCUGACCCCAUGACUCCUGUUGUUGUGUUGGUCACCAAUGCCAUCUAGUGGACAUUGCUGUUUGUGUGUCAGUGACGUUUAAAAGUUUUUACUGAGCACUAUUUUGCUGUAAAUACACUCAUUAUCCCCAGAAUGAAAAUGAAUAUAAUUUGUAGCUUUUUAAGACACAUUCACGUUUAAGAUAAGUGCAAAAAUGGCGGAAAUUGUGUGGCUGUUUUCUCUUUGUAGUUGCAGAUGUAAACACUCCCCUCUUAGUGCAUUCCUCGACACUCCUGUCACAACACGGACCAGCUCGAUGGCAACUUCUGAGAAACAAAACAACCUAAGAACAACAUGGAUACUUCCUCAGGCGGAGAGUGAGAAAACAGCUCCCACUGAUCAGCAGGAGAAAACAACCCAGCGGAGCUUCCUAAGGUAUCUUUAACGCGCCGGUCACCUUGGCCUGUUGACUUUCUCUUGACGCUCGGAUCCUCUCGCUCUGACUUCCCCCUAAAUGCACUCUACGUUAAACCCAAUCCAGAAUACACAGGGAUUCAACUGGAGUCUGGGAAAAAAAGGUCAUCACAAAGUAAAAGAGAAUACUCAACAUUUGUAAAUACACACUUUUAUUCUCACACACCAAUUUAAAGAGA